AUGGACGCCGCGCAGGCGCCUGCGGGAGUGGUGGUCGACGUCGAGGCGCUCGCCGGACGGAGAGGGAGCGCCGCGACUAAGGAGCCAGCAUGGAAAAGGUUUUUGUGCCACGUUGGACCAGGAUUCAUGGUAUGCUUGGCCUACCUUGAUCCCGGAAACUUGGAAACAGAUUUGCAGGCUGGAGCCAAUCACAAAUAUGAGCUCCUCUGGGUGAUCCUGAUUGGCCUCAUCUUCGCACUAAUUAUCCAGUCACUAUCUGCUAAUCUAGGAGUAGUCACAGGGCGGCAUCUUGCCGAGCUAUGCAAGACGGAAUAUCCAAGAUGGGUUAGAAUCUGCCUAUGGCUGCUGGCAGAGUUAGCUGUGAUUGCUGCAGAUAUCCCAGAAGUUAUAGGGACAGCUUUUGCUUUCAACCUCUUGUUCCACAUCCCUGUAUGGGUGGGGGUUCUCAUCACCGGCUCAAGCACACUUCUCCUCCUUGGACUGCAAAAAUAUGGGGUUAGGAAACUGGAGCUUUUAGUUGCGCUAUUGGUGUUCAUCAUGGCAGCAUGCUUCUUCAUAGAGAUGAGCAUAGUGAAGCCUCCUUCAGAGGAGGUUAUCCACGGACUAUUUGUACCGAGUUUAAGUGGUUCUGGUGCUACUGGAGACACUGUAGCCCUUCUUGGGGCUCUUGUGAUGCCGCAUAAUCUAUUCCUGCACUCUGCCCUGGUACUGUCAAGGAACACGUCCUCAUCAGUAAGAGGAAUCAAGGAUGCUUGCAGGUUCUUUCUUUUUGAAAGUGGCAUAGCUCUGUUCGUGGCACUUCUCAUCAACAUCUGUAUCAUCUCUGUCUCUGGAACCGUCUGCAACUCAAGGAACCUCUCACCGGAUGACUCUGCAAAAUGCAGUGACAUCACCUUAGACUCAUCAUCCUUCCUCCUCAGGAAUGUGCUAGGCAAGAACGGUGCAGUUGUGUAUGGUGUGGCACUCCUGGCUUGUGGAAUAAGCUCAACCAUCACUGGCACUUACGCCGGGCAAUACAUCAUGCAGGGUUUCUUGGACAUCAAGAUGAAACAGUGGCUGAGGAACUUGAUGACUCGUAGUAUUGCCAUAGUACCAAGCUUAAUCGUUGCCAUCAUCGGUGGGUCCAGCGGUGCUGGUCAUCUCAUCAUCAUCGCAUCGAUGAUACUGUCCGUUGAGCUCCCAUUUGCUCUCAUCCCACUUCUUAAGUUCAGCAGUAGUAGCAACAAGAUGGGUGAAAAUAAGAACUCCAUCUAUAUUAUUGGGUUCUCGUGGAUCCUGGGAUUUAUUAUUAUUGGGAUAAACAUCUACUUCCUCAGCUCAAAACUAGUUGGCUGGAUCCUCCACAACAAACUUCCGAUUUACACUAACGUGCUUAUCGGCAUCAUCAUGUUCCCUCUCAUGCUGCUCUACAUUUCUGCCGUGAUCUACCUGACGUUCAGGAAGGACACUGUCAAGUUUGCGUCUCGCGGUGAGCUGCAGGCCAUUGAAACUGACAAAUCAAAGGUUGCCAAUGAUAGCAGCAAUGAGGAAAACAAGGAGGAUCUUGUUUAGUCCCAGUUUACAGGCAUGCUUCGGUAAAUGCUUGUAUGUGACGUUUGCGAGGACCAUACGGAUUACGAAGAAACAGAAAUGACUUGUACUUCAGCAGCACGUUUAGAAUAGAAUCAAGUCAUCAAUCAAGUCUGGAGGUUGAUUCAACGGUCCUAGAGAAGCUGAUGACUAAUAUUCGAAGAAACUAUGUUGCUGCUAAUUGAUAUUCAUACCGCACACUUGGAGAGAAUGAUAGCAAGACAACUGGCAUUGAUACUUAGAAGCUCUAGGAAUUGUUCAAAGCCAAUUAGUGAGAACGAGCAUGAAGGAGUUAGAUCUCUGAGUUGUUCAUGAUACAAAUUUCUACCGAAGCAUUAGUUUUUGAAACUCUUUAAUCUAGACUAGAAUCACUUGUAUGCCGUUUUAAUUCUGACUUAUUAAUGAUCAGAAUAUGCUAUGCUUAGAACGAUGCAGAAGCAAGA
Setaria italica (foxtail millet) is the source of this 2012-nucleotide messenger RNA. Its product is annotated as metal transporter Nramp1. The record is from RefSeq and is a predicted model, not a curated record. The transcript has 13 exons. Gene Ontology annotation, cellular component: membrane. The coding region runs from base 1 to 1551 and encodes 516 amino acids. Gene Ontology annotation, molecular function: manganese ion transmembrane transporter activity; cadmium ion transmembrane transporter activity. Gene Ontology annotation, biological process: metal ion transport. NCBI's taxonomy places the organism in Eukaryota, Viridiplantae, Streptophyta, Magnoliopsida, Poales, Poaceae.